AUGACUGUAUCUGAUGAUGGAAUUCCUCUUUCCAUAUUGGAUCAUCCAUUCAAUGAGACAAACGGUAGUGAGCUUGACAAAUAUCUGCCCAACACCUUUGGUCUGUCAGAACAUGAAAUGUUUCCUUCCGGGAAAGGGCUGAAUAUUGAAAGCCAAUUUAUAGCAAAUAAACAGAAGAUGAAUUUAUCUAGCAAUGGAAUUUCUCCUCCAUCUAUGUCGGAUUAUUCGUUCAUGUCCUUGCCCUGCGAGCCUGUUGGUACUGAGCUUGACCAAUAUCUGACCAUGGACAACACCUUUGAGCUGCGGCAACAUGGAAUGUUUCCUUCCGGGGAGGAACUCAUGAGCCAUAAUCUAUUUCAUAUCUUUCCUUUCGACGAGGAACUGAUAAAUAAUUAUCGGAUGUCUGGGCAGUUGAGCAAACUUUCUCACUCAGGGAAUUCCCAGACAGUAAAUGAUAUUUCCAUGCCAGGAGAACGAUAUCGUGAUGGUAUGUUACCAAAUAAUUUUUCGUCUGAACAAAUGUUGAAUUGGGAAGGAGCUGAGCGCGUAAGAGUAUGCGCUAAUGAUAGCUCCAAUUACGAGGUUCUACAUGGAGAGGAAAGGAAGGGGCUGGAAUUGAUUCAACUUUUGCUAGAGUCUGGACAAAUGAUAAGCGAGGGGAAAUAUGAUUACGCUGCUGGACUGGUGAGCAAAUGCCAGAAUUUGUCUUCUCAGCUGGGGAAUCCCACACAAAGGCUCGGCUAUUAUAUCUCCGGCGCCCUGCAGGAUAGAAUCAAACGCCAGACUCUCGGCAUGUUAAAUAACGCAGCUAAAAGAGUCCCAGAUUUUGCCUUCAAUAUUGAUGGUGAAUUUGACAAAAAUGAGUUUUUCAGUCUCCUUGCUUACUCUAACAGAGUUCUGUCCUAUAUCAAAGUGAUGCAGUUCACGUCUGUGCAGGCAAUCAUAGAUGUCGUGGGGAAUGCGAAGAGAAUUCAUGUCAUUGAUCUAGGGAUGCGAACUGGGUCGCACUGGACAGUAUUGAUGGAGUAUCUUGCACAUAGAUCUGUUUACUCUUCUUUCCCUACGCUUGAGCUUCUGAAGAUUACAGCAGUUGGGAUGAAUGGUGAAGAGCUUAGGAAAAGCGGACAAAGACUUCAUGAGCUGGCUAAAUCUUCCGGGAUUCCAUUAACGUACAACUCGGUGGAGAUUGCAAGCAUAGAGGAGAUUAAGCAAGGUUUAUUCACCGUUAAAUCUGGUGAGGCGUUGGCAGUCUAUGCUCCAAUUGUUCUGAGAAGUUUGUUAUACGACCCGGUCCUUCUGGACAAUAUCUUAAGUGUUAUGAAGAAACUGAAGCCAAGAAUAAUGGUGAAUGUUGAAAUAGAAGCGCAGCAUAAUUCUCCAUCUUUUGUAAACAGAUUCAGCGAGGUGCUUUUCUAUUACAUGGCGUAUUUUGAUCUGUUGGAUGUUACCUUAACGGACAGAAAUGAUAUUAAGAGGGUGAAGCAUGAAGAAUUAAUUACUGGAAGUCAGAUAAGGAAUAUGAUUGUCUAUGAGGGGAAGGAGAGGUCUGUUAGGCAUGUUAGAAAUGAUGUGUGGAGGUGUUUCUUCAAACAAGCAGGGUUCAGGGAGAAGAGUUUCAGCUUUCAAGCUAUGUAUCAGGCUAGAUUGUUAUUAGGAGAACAUGCUUCUGGAGAAUAUUAUACUCUAGAGGCCGAUGGAUAUGCCAUAAUUGUAAAGUGGAAAGGAACACCAUUAAUUGCACUCUCCGCAUGGGGUGGUAUAUGA
Messenger RNA from Cryptomeria japonica (Japanese cedar), 1764 nucleotides. RefSeq names its product GRAS family protein RAM1-like. The record is from RefSeq and is a predicted model, not a curated record. Gene Ontology annotation, molecular function: DNA-binding transcription factor activity; sequence-specific DNA binding. The transcript has a single exon. Lineage: Eukaryota; Viridiplantae; Streptophyta; Pinopsida; Cupressales; Cupressaceae. Gene Ontology annotation, biological process: regulation of DNA-templated transcription. Bases 1 to 1764 code for a protein of 587 amino acids. Gene Ontology annotation, cellular component: nucleus.